This is a messenger RNA of Puntigrus tetrazona (Sumatra barb), 645 nucleotides long. It is a transcript of the gene mrpl55, whose product is annotated as mitochondrial ribosomal protein L55. NCBI's taxonomy places the organism in Eukaryota, Metazoa, Chordata, Actinopteri, Cypriniformes, Cyprinidae. The record is from RefSeq and is a predicted model, not a curated record. Bases 133 to 534 code for a protein of 133 amino acids. Gene Ontology annotation, molecular function: structural constituent of ribosome. Gene Ontology annotation, biological process: translation. Gene Ontology annotation, cellular component: mitochondrial large ribosomal subunit. The transcript has 3 exons.
GGAGCAUUUUAUACUGAUACACAUCCAUGCCGUUUGUUGAUGUGACCUUCUCCAUUCUGAAGUGUAUUGCUACUGUCUUGUUAUGCUUAUGAAUAUAUUUACUACGUAGCCGUUUCCAGUGUUGCAAAUUGUAUGGCCAUGGCUUUAAACAUGCUUGGCCAGCCUUGCAAAAGUAUAUUUAGGUGUCUUCAGACCGUUUUCACUCACAGGUGCUUGCAAGCCACAUCCUCAUUUCACACCACAGUCUUUCAGUCAGACUCCAACAGAACCUGUGUGGUCCGCUUUGGGAGGCAGAAGUAUGAGAGGAUGUAUCCUAUUCUGUUGGUGAGACCUGAUGGAUCCACCAUCAACAUCAGAUACAAAGAGCCCAGAAGAAUAAUGAAGAUGCCUGUGGACAUCACCACCAUGUCUGAGGAGGAGAGGAAAAUCAGGAUGCGGAAAAAGCUACCGAAGAGGGCAGCGAAACAGAAAAUGGAUGAUUUUGAGGAUGAUUUCAAAGUUGAUGAUUACAGCAAAUUCUGGGAAAAAAAAUAAAUGGACUGAUGCACUUAAAUGCUUAAUUGAGAGUAUUUAUGUUGUCUCACAUGUAAAAUAUUGUGAUUUUGUUUUAUAUGUUACCCAGCAAUUAAAAAGCCUUGAAAUGUU